AUGGGUGACAACAAUCGCAGCGCCCUACCGCCGGGCGACGAGGCGCCUAAUGACGAUUCGAGACCCCUAAAGAGACAGCGCAACUUUAUUGCGCGACAAGCAUGCGAGGCGUGUCGCUCCAAGAAGACCAGAUGUGACGAAGAUAUGCCUUGCAGUCUCUGCAAAAGCCUGGGGAUUGAGUGUACUUAUGCAGAGCGCAAGCCAACAAAGAAUGAGAUCUCAAUGAGCAUGAUAUUCAACACGCUGAAGCGGAUGGAAUCGAAGAUUGAUCACAUGUCCGUCCCAGCGUCCGCGAAGUCCUCUCAUGAGCAUGAGGCCAACAGGGCCGACUUCAAUCUCCCACACGCAGAAAGCCCCUAUCACAUGGAUUCUGUCAUCUCCCAUCAAUCCUUUUCAUCACCUUUAUCAAGUACCAGACAGUUACUUCGACAUUCGAGCACCCAAUCUGGUAUUCUAUCAUUUAGUGCCCGUCGAACGAUUCAUUGGCCGGGCGUGGAGGCUCUACUUCCAAGCAGCCUAACUUCAGCGGUUCGCAACCUGGAGAAAAGCUAUCCUACUCAUCUGGAAUCCGGACGACCACCACUAGAGCCUGUUAUCUCAGCGCAGGGUGCAAUUCCAACGCUUGACUGGCUCGCCUCCCUCAGCCUCUCUUCCGUGAAAGACCUGUCGAAUGCGUAUUUCGACACCUUCAAUCGCGUCUAUCCGUGCAUCGACCGCGACUUUUACUUUCUCAGCACUCUUGCCGUUGUAGUCCGAGAAGGUUUCGGCCACGACAUAGAGUCAUGUCUCGUCCUGAAUGUCAUGGCCCUUGGGUGCAUGGGUUUCAAAGCAUAUGAGGAAGGUGGUUUCGAAAUAGCCAGUCAAGCUUCGAUCACUCCAAUCAUUCGACACAUCAUGGACGAAGAGAUCGCCGGCUUAAGCUUUUUCAAUGAAGCCCGGAGACGUGUGGGCCUCUGUCUUUGCGAGCGGGACAUUCAGGCUUGCCAAUAUUACCUGACAUCGGCCGUGUUCUUUGCGCAAGUCAUGCGACCGGUUGACAAGUGGUUGGAAACCGGUCGGGCGGCGGUUAUUUGCACCGCUUUCUGGAAAUGCCCACCCGAACCUGUCGAUGAGUGGUUGGCAGACAUGCACGCAAGGCUAUUCUGGUGCUCGCUCGUUCUUGAGAGUCUUGUCGUUCAAGAGUUGGAGCUACCGUCCAGCGGGCUGAAGGCGUGGGAAGAUGAGGUGCCUCUUCCAAAAUUUACCACGUAUCCUUAUGCCAGCAGUUCGCGCCCGCAACAUUCGGACGACUCACUCUAUCACUACCACUUCCUGGCACAGAUUGCUCACAGAAUCAUCCUCAAUCGGAUAAAGGAUGAGCUGUUCUUCAGCAACCCUUCAACCAAAGUUGCAGAAGAGCUGCGCCACCAGCUUGAGCAAUGGCGUGCUAACCUUCCCCAGGCGCUUCGGUACGCAAGUGACCAGGAACACCAAAGUUUUGACUGCCCCGCCGACGCCGUUGUUGUCGCCUUGCUUCAAAUGCGUUAUCGAGUGUCAAUUUUCCAUCUCGGGCGACCUUUUUUGUAUAAAGCCAUUCAGAAUCCCGCGUCGGUCAACGAGACCGAGCUGAAAUUAUGUGCACAAGCGCUGGAGUAUGCCAUGGACUGGCACAUGACAUUGGACGUCUGUGCAAGAAUGCAGAACUUUGAGCCUUUGAAAUAUUUCGCAUGUGGACAGUUCUUUGGGCAGCUACUCAUCUUCCAUGCCUUCAAAAACUCACCUGAUCGUCGGCUCAGAGACACGCUUCCCUCUGGGUUCGAAGCUUGGUGCACCAGGAUGCUAAAGUUCAUUUACGAUUUUGUCGAUUCGAGUCCAACAAUUGCCAAGGAUUUCGAUUUGCUCUCGUCAUUGUAUCACGUCCCCGAUGGAUGA
Messenger RNA from Cladophialophora psammophila CBS 110553, 1911 nucleotides. RefSeq lists its product as uncharacterized. Gene Ontology annotation, molecular function: zinc ion binding; DNA-binding transcription factor activity, RNA polymerase II-specific. NCBI's taxonomy places the organism in Eukaryota, Fungi, Ascomycota, Eurotiomycetes, Chaetothyriales, Herpotrichiellaceae. The record is from RefSeq and is a predicted model, not a curated record. The coding region runs from base 1 to 1911 and encodes 636 amino acids. The transcript has 2 exons. Gene Ontology annotation, biological process: regulation of DNA-templated transcription.